Molecule: messenger RNA, 483 nt
Organism: Mandrillus leucophaeus (drill)
Lineage: Eukaryota; Metazoa; Chordata; Mammalia; Primates; Cercopithecidae
Product: putative V-set and immunoglobulin domain-containing-like protein IGHV4OR15-8
Exons: 3
Coding region: 67-483 (138 amino acids)
Biological process (GO): complement activation, classical pathway; positive regulation of B cell activation; innate immune response
Cellular component (GO): external side of plasma membrane; immunoglobulin complex, circulating; blood microparticle
Molecular function (GO): immunoglobulin receptor binding; antigen binding
Source: RefSeq, a predicted model, not a curated record
UUAAAUUCAGGGUCCUGCUCACAUGGGAAAUGCUCUCUGAGAGUCACGGACAUCCUGUGCAAGAACAUGAAGCACCUGUGGUUCUUCCUCCUCCUGGUGGCAGCUCCCAGAUGGGUCCUGUCCCAGCUGCAGCUGCAGGAGUCGGGCCCAGGACUGGUGAGGCCUUCGGAGACCCUGUCCCUCAUCUGCACUGUCUCUGGUGGCUCCAUCAGCGAUAGUUACUACUGGAACUGGAUCCGCCAACCCCCAGGGAAGGGGCUGGAGUGGAUUGGGAAUAUCUAUGGUGGUGGUGGUAGCACCAACUACAACCCCUCCCUCAAGAGUCGAGUCACCAUUUCAAAAGACGCGUCCAAGAACCAGUUCUCCCUGAAGCUGAGCUCUGUGACCGCCGCGGACACGGCCGUGUAUUACUGUGCGAGAGUAAUGAAGCCCCUGGGGCUUUGUCACAAAAGUUGUCUUUUAUCUUUCAUUACCCCUAACUAA